Messenger RNA from Baudoinia panamericana UAMH 10762, 1888 nucleotides. RefSeq lists its product as uncharacterized. The transcript is spliced from 2 exons. The record is from RefSeq and is a predicted model, not a curated record. The coding region runs from base 244 to 1824 and encodes 526 amino acids. NCBI's taxonomy places the organism in Eukaryota, Fungi, Ascomycota, Dothideomycetes, Mycosphaerellales, Teratosphaeriaceae.
CUUCUGACAGAGCUAUAUAUGCCCAAUAUGGCCGCCGCCUCGUGGCCAUGCAUAUGGUCGCCCCUUCAAAGACAGUGUUCGCCAUCCUCGCGAAGGCGAUCAAGGUCCGAGACGCCCACUAAGUGGCGAUAGAUACAAUAACAGAGAUCUGGGACUGGAACCCAGUGAAACACCUUAAAGUACAACAAAUUACCCACAAGGAACUGGAGACACACCUGCUGAGAGACAAGAGAAGAGGUCAACAUGCCUGCCGGCCCAGGUGAGACGCUUCUGACGACGCUCUUUGCAGACGUCCACUAUCACUUUGCCGAGCCGUCUCCCAGCAAGGCCCAGCAUCACCGAUUUGUUCGCGGCAGCUAUGUCUACAUCUACCACGAUGCAAUCCAGCAUCAAGCCAAGCUAGAGGUAGCCAACCAUGCGGGUACGCCAGAGCAAGAUGCCUUCUCCGGUUAUUUGCAUUCGGCGACACUAUCGUAUUCGUACGCCCAGCCCACCGUCUGCACAAUGCGAAUAGAUGCACAUGUACCGGACGAGAAGCAGUGGCGACUGGCCAGCUAUGACGAGAAGAACGAGCAGCGCUUUAUGUACAAGCUGCAUAGCCUGGACCUCUACUUGUGGACGGAGAAAGAUGCUGCGAUUCUGCUUGGCCAUAUGAAAGCCGUUAUGCCGGCGAGUAGACUGGAUGUCAGCGGUGCGCCCUCUGUUGCGAAGUCGCAGACACUAGCCGAGCAUAGAGACACCAUGAGCCCAGUAGUACAACAGCUAGAGAGGACUGCUAUAGGGGCACAAUUUCCGCCACGUGCUGAGAGCGUGGCUUCCAUGAACAGUCUCCAAGGCCCAGUCACUCCCGCGACAUCAGCCGGAGCAACGACAAGUCCACCGGUCAGUCCACCUCAAGCGCCGCCGAUGGCCUACAAUCCUGCUGCGCCACCAGCACCUGAACCUAUCAUGCACCGGGAGAAGACGCCUCCGCCACCUGAUGGCAGCAAUGGUACACCAAUGGGAGGUGGAAGGCAUGACCCGUCACCGCAGCCUCAGUACGCCAAUGUUCCGCUAGGCUACCAUCAAAACUCGAACCAGCCUACUCCGCAGCAAGCGUACUUCGGUGGCGCUGUGCAAACACCACCGCAGCUCCAGCAACCUCCCGUACAACGUACAUACUCUGGGGGCGUGCCACCACCUCCACCGGGUGGACCGUCUUCCCAACCAGCCCAGCAACAGCCAUAUGCUCAGGCUUUUGCGCCACUACCUGUGAAUCACCACUCCCAACCUACCUCUCCGCCUCCGCACCAGCAAAACUUCCACCGGCAAUCCACUUUCGGCGGCCCACCUGGGCAGACACAAUUCGCUUCGUAUCCAACGCAGCAAUUCGCCAACCACCCUGGCUCGCCUAGCUUCGGACCCUACGCAGCGGCGUCUCCUGGCAUCGGAGGCGCAUCAGGCUACAUGUCAAUGCAGCCGCCAACUCCAUCCGCGCCACCUGCAUACGCCGGACAUACACCUCUACAAUCACCGGGCCUCCCGCCUCCGCCACCUCAACAACCAUACCAACCAGCUGUGGGAGGCUACAGCAAUUACAACUACACGGCGGCCCAGCAACCAAACACGCAGCAACUGAACCAAUACGGCGCUUACACCGGCGACAUCCAUAGCCAAGUCUACAGGCCGACGGAGGCGGAGCAAGCGCAUGGCCACCAUCCGCAACCGCCUAAGCCGCCGACGGUGAGGCAAGGGAGUGAGACGAAGGUGCGGAUGGAGGAGAGGGUGACGAAUGUGGAGAAGAAAGUCGGUGGCUUUCUGAAAAGGUUGGAUAAACUUAUAUAGCAUUCGUAUGUGAGUGAUCUAUACCUUUCUCUAGCCGUCUCACGUCGGUAGUGUAGAAAUUGAC